CUCGCGGUCAAGCUCAAAAUGCUCGUCGCCCCGCCGUGGCAGCGCGUCCGCAAGGGCAGCGUCCUCACCAUGAAGCUUCGGGGCGAGGUAACGGAUCAGCUGACGACCUGCUUCUCGUCGGGGCUCUCGCUGCCGCAAAUCUGCGAGAAUUUCGACAAGGCGGCAUACGACCCGCGGAUAUCGGGGAUUUACCUGCACAUAGAGCCGCUGAGCUGCGGGUGGGGGAAGGUGGGAGAGAUCAGAAGGCACAUUGUGGAUUUCAAGAAAUCUGGUAAAUUUAUCGUCGGUUAUAUGCCUGUCGGCGGGGAGAAAGAAUACUACCUUGCUUCUGCGUGCGCUGAGCUGUAUGCGCCGCCAAGUGCUUAUGUUGCUCUCUAUGGUCUGACCAUACAGCAGACAUUUCUCAGAGGUGUGCUUGAGAAAGUUGGAGUGCAACCAGAAGUUCAACGAAUUGGCCGCUAUAAAACUGCAGGAGAUCAACUUGCACGGAGGAGCAUGUCAAAUGAAGUUAGGGAGAUGUUGGCGGCCCUGCUUGAUAAUAUUUAUGGAAACUGGCUGGACACAGUAUCUUCCAAACAUGGGAAGAAAAAAGAAGAAACCGAGGAGUUUAUUAAUUCAGGAGUCUAUGAGGUCGAGAGACUUAAGGAAGAAGGUUGGAUAACUGAUCCUACUGUAUGAUGAUGAGGUAAUGACAAUGUUGAAAGAGAGAGUAGGACAGAACGACAAGAAAAGCCUGCGGAUGGUGGACUACAG
This is a messenger RNA of Lolium rigidum, 753 nucleotides long. Its product is annotated as serine protease SPPA, chloroplastic-like. Lineage: Eukaryota; Viridiplantae; Streptophyta; Magnoliopsida; Poales; Poaceae. Bases 19 to 678 code for a protein of 219 amino acids. The transcript is spliced from 6 exons. The record is from RefSeq and is a predicted model, not a curated record. Gene Ontology annotation, molecular function: peptidase activity. Gene Ontology annotation, biological process: proteolysis.